CACAUGUUUCUGCCUCCUGCGCUGCCAAGCUCCAAACACAAGUCGAGUCUUGUCUCGGAUUCAUCUGGUUCAUGGAAACGACGUCAUUGUCCGGAACGCAGUGUCCCGUAGACAGCGAUACGACGACAUACCAUGGCUUUGAGUGCGACAACCAGGAACCUUUCUCCGCUGCUCCGGAAGAUGGAGCUCGGAUUAAUCCGAACCUGGAGGACUUAUCCUUCAGGAAAGUACAAUUUGCCGAAGAUGAACACAGUAAUCUGGAGCAGGAGGAUGUGUCAACUACAACGGAUGUCGCCAAGGAACUUCAUGGUGGCCCUUCAUCAUUUGCAGUUCGAUGUCAAAACAAGGCUUCGAAGUCCCUUGACAGUGAGCUGGCUCCCGGUUCCCCACUAUCGCGUCCCGCAGAGCCGACGAUGGAGGCUCUGGCACGCAUGUCCACUGACGGUGGCGCUCUGGAGUCCGACGUACAUCGGAUGCAUCCGAAGCAGACGGAUGCAGAGGUCGGACUGGUGGGCGUCGAGCGCUGCGAAGGUAUUGAAGCGGAGACGCCCAAGGCGACACAAUCCGCCUGGGCUCGGAUGAAUCCCAUCGCGGGAGUGGUGAGCAAGUCCAUCGACGACGGGGCUUUGGUGUCCGACAUAAUCCGGAUUGAUCCGAAGCACACAGACGCUGGGGUCGAAACCGUCGCCGCCGAGGAAUGUCGGGAGGUCGGAGAGGACAGGUCAUCGCCAAAAGGUUCGGAGUGGACUACUGUAAAUCCUGACCUGGUCGACGCUGGCAUGUCCACCGAUGAGAUCGUCGUGAUUCGAAUGCAUCCGACAAAGACAAUCGGCGGGGCUACGCAUGUCGGCGUCGAGGAUUGCAGACAUGUCACCACUUCCGUCACAAAGGACGGGUCCUCUGCUGCGCUUAGCGUUGAAGCUCGGAUUUAUCCGAACCAGAGCGACUUGAUGCGGACCGUAGACAGUUCAGGAUAUCAGAUGUCCGCGAUCGGGAUGGAACAUCGAGUCAUACCGCCUGGCGAGGACCCCUUAUACUCCUCGAGCCCGGCACAAUCUCUCCAUGUCGUUGACCUCGACUCUCUAAGCCCGAUUAAAAGCGGAAGAAAAUUAUCCGUCGCGAGUGGGGAGGUUUUGGGCCUUCGGGAAACUGUUGUGACGCCUUCGAUCGUCGACGCCGACAUCUCAGACCUGUCAAGUUUCCCGGCAAGUUUGGAGCACGUCAUCGCGGCGUCGACGCGCACAGGGUCGCCAGUCGUGCUGGGACUGCCGGCGGUGGGCGUCGUUGAAGUGGAACCUAAGCCUGGUAAGCGCUGAUUUCCUUCGCUUGCUUACAGAA
Messenger RNA from Chara braunii, 1338 nucleotides. Lineage: Eukaryota; Viridiplantae; Streptophyta; Charophyceae; Charales; Characeae. The record is from the annotation of a GenBank genome assembly.